GCAACAACCUACCUUUAUGGGCACCAUCAUGGCCACAGUCCCAAUCUGCAAUGGCUCUGGUGGCUGCACCUCGUGCAAAGGAAAGCCGACAUCCCGAAGACGAGGCUGAAGCGGUCAUUCGAAUCUCACUCUCUGUCGAUCCAAGACUCAGCACUUGUCGCCGUGCCCCCGGAGUUCGAGCGGUGCAUCACCAGGUGCAUUAUCAAGCCACAUCUAUUCCGUGAGAAGCCACGCGUCGGUCAGAAUCGUCUAUAAGGUAGGCGAUUUCAUUGUUUCUCAUCACGUAAACCCAAGUAGCAUGAAGGAGGGCAAAUGACUUGAGGGUUUUUCCUACCGCUAUGGUCAGGUAUACUGUCUUGAUUGCUGAAGACGCCGAAAGGCCCAGUUACUCCUUACUGCAAUUCACAUCUACGAUGCUUUCUGACCUAUGGCUACGCCUGUCGAUUUUCGUUACUGAUCGAUCUCGAGCUGCCUUCCUGAGAGGAGCAGGUAUUGUCGUGUUUGUCCUGCUGGUUCUCCUAACAAUCAUUGCCAUUCCGCACUCGGCCUCAAACGUCAAAACGGCUUCACCAUCUGAAUAUGCUGUCAUACCGUCCAACUUCGCGGACCCAUGUCUGCUGAGCGUGGAUGGGAUGUUCUACGCAUUUGCAACGAGACCGAACCCCUCACUACAUGUCCAGGUUGCAAGUGCAAAGGACAUAUCAGACUGGACAUUGCAUGAGGGAUAUGAUGCCAUGCCGACCUUGCCGAAAUGGGCUCUGCAAGAAGGUGAUGCUGCCGUAUGGGCGCCUGAGGUUGUGCAAAGGCCUGAUGGGAACUUUGUUCUCUACUUCUCGGCCGCGUCGCAGGCCAACAGUCGUUUCCAUUGCGUGGGCACUGCCACUUCUCCGAAUGUGACUGGCCCAUACACACCAGUAGAAGAGCCACUGACCUGUCCCUUCGACCAAGGCGGCGCGAUCGACCCGACUUUCAUCCAUGACCGACGACAGAACACUUCCUUUGUCGUCUACAAAAAUGAUGGUAACGCCAUAGGCUCUGGUGGCGCCUGCGCCAACCGCAACUGGCCUAACACGCCCACUUCAUUCCAAUUCAACAUAGUCGACAACGAGGACUAUACAACACGCAUUGGAAAUGAUAGUUGGAAUCCUCUUGGCAAUGCCAGUUGGGUUUUGUUCAGUGAUGAAAGCGAUGGACCAAAUAUAGAAAGCCCCCAGAUCUUCUACAGGGGAGACGCCAUGGGAAGGUUCGCUGCUGCUGGUGACGAUUCAGCAUAUCAUUUGAUCUACAACGCUGGCUGUUUUGCGGACGAGUCUUAUCGCAUCGAGCAUAUCGUCUGUCGAGCAACUCAACUGAACGCAGUAUCUACGCAGUGGGCUAGCUACGAUGCAACAUAUGUCCCCUUCUUCCGGGACUGCCGCUUCGCAGCGAUGAAACCUGAAAAUUACAAAUCCUGGGGUCAGUCAUUUUUGGGUUUGAAUGAUGGUGUUGGAAAUCACUUCGAUCUGCUCUUGAGGACCGGCAUAUUCAGGCAGCCUGAUGGGGCUGGAGUGCAGCUAUAUGCACCGGGUGGACCUGCAAUCAGUCAAGACGGAUCAUAUAUGGCUUUCCACGCCGAUAUAAGUCGGGACUGGUUCGAGGGUAGGAGCCCCGAUAGGAUUCGGGCCUUGUUCGUCGCCGAAUUGGAGUAUGGCCGUAAAGGAACCGGAUUGAGGAUUAAGCGACUAAUCAAACCAACCUCAAAGAUAUGAGGCUGACCCUGAUGCAUCGACUAAAAAUGCACAAGGCAGGAGCAGGGUGCUUUGGGAUGAGAUAGAAGGGAUACCAAAAUGUAAAAUCAUGCGGGACGUG
Exophiala viscosa is the source of this 1848-nucleotide messenger RNA. Its product is annotated as glycosyl hydrolase. The transcript is spliced from 2 exons. Gene Ontology annotation, biological process: carbohydrate metabolic process. The record is from RefSeq and is a predicted model, not a curated record. NCBI's taxonomy places the organism in Eukaryota, Fungi, Ascomycota, Eurotiomycetes, Chaetothyriales, Herpotrichiellaceae. Bases 339 to 1748 code for a protein of 469 amino acids. Gene Ontology annotation, molecular function: hydrolase activity, hydrolyzing O-glycosyl compounds.